AUGACUUUAACUGGAGACCUGCGACAGCGAAACUGCACCACUCUGUUCACUGAGAUCCACACCAGUCAUUCUGAUAAAUAUUACCUCAGAAUAGAAAACCAAGGGUUCAAGAGCACUGCCACCUGUGACCCGCUGCAGAUACACGUCCGAGACUCUGCCUGGAGGCCCUCAGUGCAGAUCUCUGGUUCUCUCAGGGAGCAGCAGACCGUGGUCAUCAGCUGCUCUGCUCUCACUCCAUGUCCAGACGCUCCUCCUGUUCUCAGCUGGAGCCUGCAGCAGACGCCUGCUCACAGCCUGCUGCCAAACCCUGAUGGAACCGUCAACAGCAUCAUCCAGCAGAGCCUGCUGUUGUCUGAGGAGCACCACGGACUGGAACUGCUCUGCUCCGCCCUGUAUCCAGUGAGAGGAGGAUACAAGGAGGCAAAGACCACAAUGACCCUCACCGUGGACCACUCGACCCACCUACAAGCCAGGCGACGUACCACGGGACAGACCGCUCGCGGGCCCCCGGGGACCUCUCCGUCCAUGAGAGACAACCCCCGGCCGGACCCGCUGCAACGCAUCGGGACGUGA
Messenger RNA from Knipowitschia caucasica, 573 nucleotides. NCBI's taxonomy places the organism in Eukaryota, Metazoa, Chordata, Actinopteri, Gobiiformes, Gobiidae. The record is from the annotation of a GenBank genome assembly.